GGAAGGGUUUAAGAAUUAUAACACAAAACGCAGAGCCAAAACUUAAACGGAAGACAGACGUACAAAAUCCCACUGAAACCCCAAGCCCUCUGUUCGAUGGCGCUCCUUCUGCGACAUCCUUAUCUUCAUCUUCGUCUAAUGGCUUCUAGCUCUCGUUUCUUCCUUCAUUCUCCUUGUUUUCACUCUCUCGCUUCGCUUCCUCGCUCCUCUCUCUUCUUCAAGCCCAGGAAAAACUUUGCAUUGAGGAGCAGUUGGAGGCUUCCAGUUCAAAAUGUGGUCACACCAAAGGCAUUCAUGUCAUCUAACUUAACAACUGAAGCUUUCCAGGGAAGCAAAAGCUCCAAAGCAUAUAACUCUGAGCAAAUUCAGGUUCUGGAAGGGUUGGAUCCUGUUAGAAAAAGACCUGGAAUGUAUAUUGGAAGUACAGGACCCCGUGGUUUGCACCAUUUGGUUUACGAGAUAUUGGAUAAUGCUGUUGAUGAGGCACAAGUUGGUUUUGCGACACAAAUAGAUGUUGUUCUACUUUCAGAUGGUUCUGUGAGCAUAACUGAUAAUGGGCGAGGGAUUCCAACUGACUUGCAUCCUAUCACAAAGAAAUCUGCCUUGGAGACAGUGUUGACGGUCUUACAUGCAGGUGGCAAGUUUGGUGGUUCAAGUAGUGGUUACAGCAUCUCUGGUGGAUUGCAUGGUGUGGGUUUAUCUGUUGUCAAUGCCUUAUCAGAGACGUUAGAAGUCACUGUUUGGAGGGAUGGAAUGGAAUACCAGCAAAAAUAUUCACGUGGGAAGCCUAUAUCGACACUAACAUGUCACGUGCUUUCAACUGAAUCAAAAGAUCGUCAGGGGACGUGCAUCCGGUUUUGGCCUGACAAAGAAAUAUUCACCACCGCCAUUGAGUUUGACUACAACACACUUGCUGGACGAAUUAGAGAACUUGCUUUUCUGAACCCUAAGCUUACUAUCACUCUUAAAAAAGAAGAUAACAAUCCAGAGAAGAGCCUUUACAAUGAAUAUUUCUUUGCUGGGGGACUGGUUGAAUACGUGAAAUGGCUAAAUACCGAUAAGAAACCACUUCAUGACGUGCUAGGUUUCAGCAGACAAAUAGAUGGAGCUACAAUCAAUGUUGCUCUCCAGUGGUGUUCAGAUGCAUAUUCAGAUACAAUGUUAGGCUAUGCCAAUAGCAUACGGACCAUUGAUGGUGGCACACAUAUAGAGGGGGUUAAGGCUUCAUUGACAAGAACUCUCAAUAAUCUUGGAAAAAAGUCUAAGGUUAUCAAGGAUAAGGAUAUUAGCUUAAGUGGUGAACAUGUAAGGGAGGGACUGACAUGCAUUAUUUCUGUGAAAGUUCCAAAUCCAGAAUUUGAAGGACAGACAAAGACAAGAUUAGGAAAUCCUGAGGUGCGGAAAGUGGUUGAUCAAUCUGUCCAAGAGUUUCUUGCCGAAUUUUUGGAGUUGCAUCCAGAUGUACUUGAUUCUAUUCUUUCCAAAUCACUAAAUGCUUUCAAGGCAGCUCUUGCAGCAAAGAGGGCAAGGGAAUUAGUCAGACAAAAGAGUGUGUUGAAAUCAUCAUCUCUUCCUGGAAAACUGGCUGAUUGUUCAUCCCCAAAUCCGGAAGAAUCUGAAAUUUUCAUAGUUGAAGGAGACUCAGCUGGCGGUAGUGCAAAGCAAGGCCGUGAUAGGCGUUUUCAGGCCAUUCUCCCCCUGAGGGGUAAAAUUUUGAACAUUGAAAGGAGGGAUGAGGCAGCAAUGUACAGGAAUGAAGAAAUUCAAAAUUUGAUUCUCGCUCUUGGACUUGGGGUGAAGGGAGAGGAUUUUAAAAAAGAAAACCUACGAUAUCAUAAGAUCAUCAUCUUAACAGAUGCUGAUGUAGAUGGUGCUCAUAUCCGAACUCUCCUGCUGACAUUUUUCUUCAGAUAUCAGAGAGCCUUAUUUGAUGAAGGUUGCAUUUAUGUUGGUGUUCCUCCCCUGUACAAGGUUGAAAGGGGAAAACAAGUAUACUAUUGUUAUGAUGAUGCAGACCUUAAAAGGGUCCAGAGUAUGUUCCCCCAGAAUGCAUCAUACAACAUUCAGAGAUUCAAAGGAUUGGGUGAGAUGAUGCCUGCUCAGCUGUGGGAAACAACAAUGGAUCCUGACCAAAGGUUGCUGAAGCAAUUAGUGGUUGAAGAUGCUGCAGAAGCGAAUAUGGUGUUUUCAUCCCUUAUGGGUGCUCGGGUAGAUGCAAGGAAGGAACUCAUCCAGAAUUCCGCAAGCAAGAUCAACCUUGAUAAGCUGGAUAUUUGAGAGUGGAGUUAUUAUACUGCAUGCAGACAUUGGGGUAUAAAAAGAUUUGUACUGGUAAUUCUAGUUGCCAAGUAGGUUGGAAGUGCUCUUUUCUUGGGUGGGUGAGGAUUUUGUAUUUGGGAGCUGUGUAUAAAUGUUGUAUUUAUAGAUAUUUAAGCCUCAAAUUGAAGAUCCUCCAUCUUCAUACGUUGCUGUUUUCCAAAUUUUGAUCAGAAAAUUUGUGGAGAAUGGGCAAAAAUGAUUUUCUUUUCA
Messenger RNA from Theobroma umbraticum, 2529 nucleotides. Its product is annotated as DNA gyrase subunit B, chloroplastic/mitochondrial-like. Lineage: Eukaryota; Viridiplantae; Streptophyta; Magnoliopsida; Malvales; Malvaceae. The record is from RefSeq and is a predicted model, not a curated record. Gene Ontology annotation, biological process: DNA topological change. Gene Ontology annotation, molecular function: DNA topoisomerase type II (double strand cut, ATP-hydrolyzing) activity; DNA binding; ATP binding. Gene Ontology annotation, cellular component: chromosome.